UUCUAUGACCCUUAUUGUUUCUCUGAUUUCAGGAUUUACGUAUUUGUGAAAUUCAAUUUACAGUUUCAACAAUUCAGCCGUUCGAAGAAAUAAUAUUUUCUUUGGCGGACCUCUGCUGUUCCGAUACAGCCAUUUUCGUUGGCAAGGUAGCCAAACGCUGGGAAACACUUGCAAGGAACAGAGAUCAGGUUGAUUUCAACGCGGAGUUGCCGUGGGAUCCUGAUCCGGGCUGGGCGUGAACAGUAAACUUUUCCCGCGAGUCCCAUCAUGCAGCUGAUAGAUAUUAAACUUGACUACAACCACUUAGCUUACUUUGACACUGUACUGCAAGAAUGCCUCCACCAACAGUCUAACCAGACCAUGAUUCAAGAACUAUCUCAAAAUUCUCCGGUCACGUGGAUCUGUGACUUCGGAGUUUUGAGUUACAACUUGAAGUCAUGGCGAGAUAUUUUCCCUCAAGUGCAGCCUCUCUUCUCCCUCCGUUACAGCAAAUUCGGAGUUUCUCCGCUAGUCAAGAAUCUAGGAGUUGGCUUUACAUGCUCUAACAAGCGGGAUUUGCUGUCUGCCGGUAAUUCUGGUGUCAAAACUCGAAAUGUUGUGUUCGAUGGAGAGAACCAGCCUAAAUCCAGUUUGAAAGCGGCUGUGGCGCAAAACUGUGUUGUAGCCGCGAACAACGAAAAAGAUCUGAAACAAAUCGAGUCGUUCGGGGCGGUCAACUCUAGAGUGAUUGUGAAGGUGUCGUGGAACAAGAAUGAAGAGUACUACAAGUCAAUUCUGGAUUGCGCAGCGAAGAAAAACAUCAAUGUUUUGGGAAUUGGGUGUGAUGUAUCAGCGUGUUCCAAUGAGGCGGAGAUCGAACAAAUUUUUAACAGAACAAUCGUUGCCAUGAAAUAUGCGGAAUCCCUUGGAUGUGCUAUUGAGUUUCUCAACUUGGGUGGUCUUUCUACUGCAGAUAGCGAUAAUUCGUUCAAAGACCAGCAUGUCGCCAAAAUCAACUCAAUGCUGGAAUCGAAGAUCUUUGAAAUUUGGCCAAAGCUGACUGUCAUAGCGGACGCCUCUGAUUGGUUGAUGAGCGAGGUCCUGAAAGUUGUUGUUACCGUUUCGAAGUCCUGUGGUGACAAGGGUGUUUGCAGUAUAACCGACAGUGUUUACGGCUCCUUUUCUGGUCUCAUGCAGUAUAGUGAAUAUCGAAUGUCUGAACCUUGGGCCCUUCGACCAGGUGCUUCGGAGUGUGAUGAAAACCUAAAGAAGGAGUUUACCAUUCUUGGAUGCGUUGGUGACGAUCUGGAUGCGUUGUCAGGGAAGUUCUGGAUGCCUGCAAAUUUGACUGAAGGAGACAAGAUCGUGUUUGACAGUAUGGAAAAGUUCAUCUCCAAUGCAACCCUGGAGUCUAUCCAAUUCAAUGCAUUGGAGGAACCUAAAAUUGAGGCUGUCAUCCACAGAGGAUAUUUGAAUCUGGCCAAAGAUCUGAAGUGUAAAGAGUUCCAACUGAAAGGCAGCUCCUCUCCAGCUGUCCAAUCGGAAAACAGGAACUUGAAUGCGGUAAUGACAGAGCUAAUUGAGAGCAUUUCAUUGGUUGAACAAGAUCAAGUGAACAACAGACGAAACCCACUGGCGGCCGAAAUGGGAAACAUCGCUGCUCUGGUAUCCUUCGAGGAAGCGACUAGCAUGCAAAUGAUGCUUAUGGAUCAGAUCGAGCUUCGAAACCAGCAACAAGAGCUCCUGGACGGACUUCACUUCUCGUGCUUAUGACUAGGCGUGGCAGAAGGACUAUCUAUGAUACGGAGGCUCCUUGAUUAUACCAAAAGUGUCAGAGCUUCAUUACUGAAGAAAUCUGGCCCUCCGCCGACUUUUGAGACUGACAUUUACAGACUUAUUGUGACGUGUUGAUUGUCGUUUUGAACUGUUACUGCUAACCAAUCCAACUAAUGCUACCCUAAACAUUUAUCAGCUGCAUUGAUGGGACUCGCCGGCUUCAAGGAAACCUAAAUGCUAUCAUGUAAAUGUUUUUAAAAAAAGAUGUUUGAUAUUAAGAUACUUAUAAAAAUUUUCUUGUUUCCUUGUUGCCGCCUCUUACCUAUGGUUUUUAUGUAUACCUUCUAUUAGAUGGAUAAAAGUGAACCGUAAUAGUUACUUUAAUUUUAGUUGACCCUUGAGAAAAGAGGUUCACUUCAUCUCUUACAGUAUAUUUUCCAUGUAUCUGUUAAGUCAGAUAGCAUUUCACAGAUACAUAUAUACUUGCAUUUAAAUAUAGAUUACUUAUUAUGUAUGGACUUCACUCAACCCAGUUCAUAAGAAGACUCAUGAUUAGUCGCAUACGGCCCUUGAUAAGUUGGUCAAAUUCUAAUCCGAUGAACUGAAGAACGUGCUUAUGUGUUUGUUAACUAUGUUUUCAUAAUGAUCAAAUUGAGCAGUUUUGCUCUUGAAGAUGGUGAUGAACUAAGUUGACCUAAUCAAUGUGUUCCAUGUUGUGAACUGCUCUUCACUUUAAUUUUGAGUUUGUUUCGUCUCAUAAUCAUGAUGUUUAAGGUAUAGUUCCUAAGCAGUUUUACUUGCAGUAUCGAUAAGAGAAAUGGUUCUCCUAUGUACAUGGAUAGCGAAGUUCUCUUUCGAUCAGAUAUCUGACUUGAAAAUGAAUUUAAAAGAGGCUCAGUCUA
Symsagittifera roscoffensis is the source of this 2657-nucleotide messenger RNA. RefSeq lists its product as uncharacterized. Gene Ontology annotation, molecular function: ornithine decarboxylase activity. The transcript is spliced from 10 exons. NCBI's taxonomy places the organism in Eukaryota, Metazoa, Xenacoelomorpha, Acoela, Convolutidae. The record is from RefSeq and is a predicted model, not a curated record. Gene Ontology annotation, cellular component: cytoplasm. The coding region runs from base 268 to 1752 and encodes 494 amino acids.